Molecule: messenger RNA, 2432 nt
Organism: Peromyscus californicus insignis
Lineage: Eukaryota; Metazoa; Chordata; Mammalia; Rodentia; Cricetidae
Gene: Znf467
Product: zinc finger protein 467
Source: RefSeq, a predicted model, not a curated record
GUCCUAGCCUAGUUAGUCCUAUGGGGGCUGUGUGGCUUUGAGGUAGGGGUUUAGGGAGAAGUUAGUCAUUUACUACCUCUGCAAGGACCCUGUUCAACACCCCCCCCCCCCCAGUAUCCCUAAAGUGACACUACUCCCCCAAGGCUGGCUUCUGUUUCUCUAGCUCCUGCCAUGAUGGCUGGAGGUUCCACGAGAAGUUUCCCACUCUCCAUCUUGGUCUCCCACCCUCGAUCCUGAGAAUUAAGUGGUCUCUACUUCCCCAGGCAAAGGUCUGUGGCCUGAUCUCCUAGGAGAGCCACUCCUGGUGGCCAUGAGAGAGACCCUGGAGGCCCUGAACUCCUUGGGAUUCUCAGUGGGACAGCCAGAGAUGGCUCCCCAAAGUGAGCCCAGGGAUGGGUUCAAUAAUGCCCAGGGGAAGAUGUCAUCUAGGGAAGAGAGCACACUGCACUCAUGCUCAGGGCACGAGACCCCAGGCCAGAAAGAAGGCAUCCACACAGAACAAGCUGAAGCUCCGAGCAUGGGCAGCCAGGCCUGUGCCCCACAGAAGGCUGAGCCUGCCGGCUCUGUGCCAGGGGAGGAGUGGAUGAUUCGGAAGGUGAAGGUAGAGGAUGAGGAUCAAGAGGCAGAGGAAGAGGUGGAAUGGCCCCAGCAUCUCUCUUUCCUUCCCAGUCCUUUUCCCGCUCCUGACUUGGGCCACCUGGCUGUUGCAUACAAACUGGAGCCAGGGACUCCGGGGGCUCUAGGUGGGCUCUCGUUGUCGGCUUGGGCCCCGAUGCCUGAGAAGCCUUAUGGCUGCGAGGAAUGUGAGCGGCGUUUUCGAGAUCAGCUAACUCUGCGGCUGCACCAGAGGUUGCACCGGGGCGAGGGUCCCUGCGCCUGCCCGGAUUGUGGCCGCAGUUUCACGCAGCGCGCCCAUAUGCUGCUGCACCAACGCAGCCACCGCGGAGAGCGUCCCUUCCCGUGCUCUGAGUGCGACAAGCGGUUCAGCAAGAAGGCCCACCUGACCCGUCACCUGCGCACGCACACCGGCGAGCGGCCCUACCCGUGCGCAGAGUGCGGCAAACGCUUCAGCCAGAAGAUCCACCUGGGCUCGCACCAGAAGACCCACACCGGAGAGCGGCCCUUUCCCUGCACUGAAUGCGAGAAGCGUUUCCGCAAGAAGACACACCUGAUCCGCCACCAGCGCAUCCAUACGGGCGAGAGGCCUUAUCAGUGUUCCCAGUGCACACGCAGCUUCACGCAUAAGCAACACCUGGUGAGGCACCAGAGGGUGCACGAUGCUGCUAGCCGUACCCGGUCCUCUCCCGACGCUCCUGCUUCUCCCCAUUCUCCUGCCCCGUCCCCUCCUGGGCCCAAGCCUUUCGCUUGUUCCCACUGUGGCCUGAGCUUUGGCUGGAAAAAGAACCUCGCUACGCACCAGAGUCUGCAUCUCACCGAGGGUCGCCCUUUUGGGUGCGAUGAGUGUGCACUGGGCGCCACCGUAGAUCCCGCCGCCGCCGAGCCCUCAGCCUGCGCUCCCCACGCUCCUGACUGUGGCCCGGGUUCGGGGCCCGCGGCGCCCCCGCGCACCAGCUCCGGUGAGCGCUCCUUCUUCUGCCCCGACUGCGGGCGCGGCUUCGCUCACGGGCAGCACCUGGCCCGGCACCGGCGCGUGCACACGGGCGAAAGACCCUUCGCCUGCGCGCAGUGUGGCCGCCGCUUCGGCUCGCGGCCCAAUCUGGUCGCCCACUCUCGGGCUCACAGCGGCGCCAGACCUUUUGCCUGUGCGCAGUGUGGCCGCCGCUUCAGUCGUAAAUCUCACUUAGGCCGCCAUCAGGCAGUGCACACGGGCAGCCGCCCCCACGCUUGUGCGGUCUGCGCCCGCUGCUUCAGCUCCAAAACCAACCUGGUCCGCCACCAGGCAAUCCAUACGGGCUCCCGCCCCUUCUCCUGCCCGCAGUGCGCCAAGAGCUUCAGCCGCAAGACCCACCUUGUGCGGCACCAACGCAUCCAUGGCGAAGCGACCCUCCCAACCUCAGCCUCGAACCUCUCGACUCCAGCCUGGCCCAGUUCCUCCGAGGUUGUGCCUCCUCCAAUCUUCUUUUAAGCGAAGUUCUGACCCGCAUCCUUCCUUUCCUAACAGAUUUGGAAAACUCAUGCCUGGAGACUUCGUGGGCUUUCAGCAGUCUGACUUAGGUUGCUGCUGAAGUACCAGGACACAUGUCAUUGUCCUUUCCAUAAAGUUGAGAAGUCUGAAAAGCAUACUUAGCUCUUGACAGCCGUGACAAAGAACAUGCAGAGAGAACCCUUCCUUGCUUUGGAAAUCGGGCAUUUCUGGGGAUCAACUAGGUGAAGGGGAGACUGGGCAGGAAACCUCCACCUAAAGGGAAAGAAUAGUUAUUUAUGUACUUGAAGUUCAUUAAAGUUCAAAUCUGAAGUUUGGGACCGAUUGA